Messenger RNA from Halichondria panicea, 717 nucleotides. RefSeq names its product ankyrin repeat domain-containing protein 49-like. The transcript has 4 exons. The record is from RefSeq and is a predicted model, not a curated record. NCBI's taxonomy places the organism in Eukaryota, Metazoa, Porifera, Demospongiae, Suberitida, Halichondriidae. The coding region runs from base 162 to 560 and encodes 132 amino acids. Gene Ontology annotation, molecular function: protein binding.
GCAGAACUUGCACAUGCGUUACUUAUAACUGAAGUGAUUGUGUACCAGGUCCAGAGUUGUUACUAUCACUAAAGCUGUGCCUGCUACUGAUGAUGAUUGUGUGCAAUCUUUGAGUAAGCUAGUGAGGUUACAGAUACAUUGGAAGCAAGUCACUGUCUGAAAUGAGUGACAAUCUUGCUAGACGACUCUAUUGGGCUAGUAGUGGUGGCCUUGACCAAGAAGUGCUUGAGCUGUUACAGAGAGGAGUUCCACCCAACAGUGACUACUACACUAGAGUGUGUGAUGGAGAGACUCCACUACACUGGGCAUGUGCUGACAACCAUCUCCGCUGUGCAGAACUACUCAUCAAGUUUGGAGCUAUCGUAGCUGCUACAGCUAACGAUGGUUGGACCCCCUUACACAAGGCAUGUUACUACAACAAUAAGGCCACUGCUAAGCUGUUACUGGAGCACCACUGUCCCCCAGAUAUCGAGAAGAGUUCCAGUGGUGGACAGACUGCUGCUGAUCUGGCCAGAGAGAGGGGGCACCGUGCCUUGGCUGACUAUUUAGAGGGGUUCUAGCCUGAACCUAGACUAAGAGAUCCUCUGUCCUCGUACCCAACACUGGAACAGCUGAGUCAGCUGGAAUGUGACCAAUGGCUUCAACUUGGUGUUCGCUUGGGAUUGGGCAAUGACCAACUGGAAACCAAGAGCCAACAUCCCACAGCAGCAACUCUCA